Molecule: messenger RNA, 2263 nt
Organism: Beta vulgaris subsp. vulgaris (sugar beet)
Lineage: Eukaryota; Viridiplantae; Streptophyta; Magnoliopsida; Caryophyllales; Amaranthaceae
Product: putative glucose-6-phosphate 1-epimerase
Exons: 8
Coding region: 1062-2015 (317 amino acids)
Biological process (GO): carbohydrate metabolic process
Molecular function (GO): carbohydrate binding; isomerase activity
Source: RefSeq, a predicted model, not a curated record
UUUUUCUUUAUUAUACAUAAUCCCAUUUUCUUAAAUCUUGACUCUUAAUCCAGCUGUAUUUGUGAAGAUUAGCAACUAAUAAUACAUUAAUCUCUUACUUAUAAUUAAUGCACCUUCAAGUUUUAGCACCUUGAAAUGCGAAAUUUGCUGAAUUUUCACUACUACUAUCUUUUGGUGCGUUGUACCUGGUUUUUCUUGCUUUAGAUUGGCAUUUCUUUUUGGGUUGGUUUUCUGGGUUUUUAGUUUCAAUAAUGAUUAGUAUACACAUUGCAUAUUUUCAACUUUUGACACAUAAAAUUUGGUAAAGGGUUAAUUUUUCUGGGUGGUUUAUAAUUCUUUGUGGAAAUUUUAGACAAAAUUUUUACUGUUGUUUUUAGAAAUUUUUGCCUAAUUGUAGUGGGUUGUUGGAAGUUCUGUUGUAAUUUCUUUCUUUCUUGAGUUACCAUUUGCACAACUUUUUUUCUAAAUUUGGGAGAUUUAGAUCCCAAAUUGGGAACUGGGUUUUUUCUAGAUUCUCUAAGCUAAUAGCAAAAAGAAAAAAUUAGAGCUAAAUUCUUGUGAUGGGAAGUUUCAUAUAGUAGUAGAAAAAGUUAAGAGCACAUUAAUGAGAUAGUUAUACAUUUUUUGUUUUAUUAUUCUAAUCCUUUUAACCCCUAUAAAAAUUAAAUCUUUGAUUGUCUUCUUGUGAAGUAUAUGCAUGUUUGCCAACAUCUGGCAAUUUAACAGCAGAAAUUUGAAGAUAAGUGCUGGAAAUCAGUUUCUGGGUUCAUGCCAAAUGUUUUCUUUUUUGUAGGUUAAAAUUCAACUUUUUGUUUUAGAAGUUUAGCAAUUUUUUGAGGUGAGAUUAGGGUUUCCUGGAUCUGGGUAGUUCAAGAUUAAGUUCAGAAAAAGUGGGAUUUGGUAGUUGGGAUUUUUUCAAUUUGGUCACAGAAUUCAUAAGUUUUUGUCACAAGAAAGGUGCUGAGGUAGCUUAGAAUCCUGACCUACUAGGGUUGUUUGUGUAAUCCAGUUGUGUCAUUAAAAGGGGGGAAAGAGGAGAGAGAAAACACCAUUGUUGAAUAAUGGGACAUUCUGCAGCAGUUUGGGAUUACAGAGCUGCUAAUGAAGUCACAACUGACUGGAGUGGUAAUCCACAGGUUGUUCUUAGGAGUCCUCAAGGAGCUUCAGCUAAGAUCAGUUUGCAUGGGGGACAGGUUAUGUCAUGGAAGAAUGAACAAGGGGAAGAACUCUUAUUUACCAGCAGUAAGGCCAUUUUUAAGCCACCUAAAGCUAUGAGAGGAGGAAUUCCAAUUUGUUUCCCUCAGUUUGGGAAUCGUGGAUCGCUUGAACAACAUGGGUUUGCUCGGAAUAAAGUCUGGACCAUUGAAGAAAAUCCCCCUCCUCUUCCACCAAAUGAUUCCAAUGGGAAAUCUUUUGUUGACUUGAUUCUUAAACCGUCUUCAGAGGAUCUCAAGGGUUGGCCACACAGUUUUGAGUAUCGCUUGAGGGUUGCUCUUGGGACCGAUGGACGGUUGUCAUUGAUAUCUCGCAUAAGGAACGUUAAUGGAAAGCCAUUUACUUUCUCAUUUGCUUACCAUACUUAUAUGUCAGUUUCUGAUAUCAGCGAGGUCAGGAUAGAAGGAUUGGAAACACUAGAUUAUUUUGACAAUCUAUUUCAAAGAGAACGUUGUACUGAGCAAGGAGACGCGUUGACAUUUGAAUCUGAGGUGGAUCGAGUAUAUCUGAGUUGUCCAAAUGCUAUUGCUGUUAUCGACCAUGGAAAGAAGAGGACGUUUGUGAUCCGCAAGGAAGGCUUACCCGAUGUUGUUGUAUGGAAUCCAUGGGAUAAGAAAUCAAAGGCAAUGCUUGAUUUUGGGGACGAGGAAUACAAACAGAUGCUUUGUGUUGACGGGGCAGUAGUCGAGAAUCCCAUUACACUGAAGCCAGGGGAAGAAUGGAUGGGUCGAUUAGAGCUUCUGGUGGUGCCUUCAAGCUUCUGUAGCGACCAUCUCGAUCUGCACAGAGCAUAUUUCUAAGAAAGACGAUUUUCGUAUACAUAAAUAAGGCACUUCAGAAGUGCAAAGGGGAAGGAAUGCAAUGUAGUUAUUCCUAGUCCACAGUUGUAGUUUUACUUUAUGCUGCAGUUCAUUGUGUAAGAAUCUUGAUGUCUACAAAAUAGAUAGGAGAUUAGAGCAAUAUGCUGGAAUCAUUUUUUACUUUCAGCAGGAAAUGUGUUAGUAAAGAUAAACUAUUCAAAUAUAUAAAACAACUUUCAUAUUAUCAA